CGACGUUUGCGAAAGGAGGAAGCAGCAGCGGAGAAUAACGUGGAUCAAGCUCGAUCUGUUUUAAUGUUUAUUGUUUCUCAGUCAUGGAUCCAGAUCCAGAUCUCACCAUCGUCCUUCUGGGAAACACCGGAGUUGGUAAAAGUGCUUCAGGAAACACCAUCCUGGGACGACCAGCGUUUGAGGCUAAACAAUCCUUCUGGCCUGUGACAACGCAGAUCUCUAUACAAUCUGGAACUGUGUUUGAGAAACAGAUCUCAGUGAUCGACACUCCGGGAAUAUUAGGAUCUGAGAGGGAGAUUCAGACCCUGUGUCAGGAGCUCCUGCAGUCCUCCAGACCUCGUCUGUUCCUGGUGGUGUUCAGCGUCGGACCGUUCACCAAAGAACAAGCAAAGGUUGUGAAGGCAGUAGAAAGAGUCCUCGGACCUCAGGGGUUCAGUAAGUGCCACCUGGUCUUCACACAUGGAGACGCCUUACAGGACCGGUCUCUGGAGGAUUUCAUCUUUGGAGAUGAAGAAAGUUCAUCGUACCAUGCAGCAUUUUCAGGGAGAUGUCAUCUGUUCAACAAUAAAAACAGAGAAGAGGAACAAGUCAGAGAGCUGCUGAUGAAGACAGGCCACCUCAGAACCCAGCAGCUACCUGACUCACCAGACAGGAGGAUGGUGCUGCUCGGUCUUCCUGGAGGAGGGAAGAGUUCAUCAGGAAACACCAUCCUGGGAUCAGAACGGUUUGAAUCAGUCAGUGGCUUUGAUUCAGUCAGAACUGAGACUGUCUCUAAGUCAGCUACAACCGAGGGUCGUCGUGUCACGGUGGUCGAUACUCCAGGAAUCACUGAUGAAGUUCUGACUCUUGAACAGCUGUUUGGAGAGAUCAUGAAGUGGAUAGUAGUGGCCAAUCCAGGACCACAUGCCUUUGUUAUUGUGGUCAGAAUUGGCAGUGUUUCUGCAGCAGACAUCAAAGUGUUUGAGAUGCUGCAAAAACUGUUUGGUAGCGAUGCUCGUAAGUAUGCAAUGGUCCUUUUCACUCAUGGAGAUGAACUGAAAGGUCUGUCCAUUGAUCAGAAGAUCCUGGCCAACAGACAUGUGUCUGACCUGGUCUCCAUGUGUGGUGGUAGAUUCUGUGUGUUUGACAACACAAAGAGAGGAAACAGGGUGCAGGUUAGAGACCUUCUGGAUAAAAUAGAUCAGAUGGUAACAGAUAAUGGUGGACAGAACUACACAGAUGAGAUGUUCAGGAUGGCUCAGACAGGCAGUGGUGGUUGGAUGAACAGAUACUAG
Messenger RNA from Sander lucioperca (pikeperch), 1274 nucleotides. Its product is annotated as GTPase IMAP family member 8-like. Gene Ontology annotation, molecular function: GTP binding. The transcript is spliced from 4 exons. Bases 84 to 1274 code for a protein of 396 amino acids. NCBI's taxonomy places the organism in Eukaryota, Metazoa, Chordata, Actinopteri, Perciformes, Percidae. The record is from RefSeq and is a predicted model, not a curated record.